Messenger RNA from Aureobasidium subglaciale EXF-2481, 1518 nucleotides. RefSeq lists its product as uncharacterized. Lineage: Eukaryota; Fungi; Ascomycota; Dothideomycetes; Dothideales; Saccotheciaceae. The transcript has 3 exons. Gene Ontology annotation, molecular function: tRNA threonylcarbamoyladenosine dehydratase activity; ubiquitin-like modifier activating enzyme activity. Bases 1 to 1518 code for a protein of 505 amino acids. Gene Ontology annotation, biological process: cyclic threonylcarbamoyladenosine biosynthetic process. Gene Ontology annotation, cellular component: mitochondrial outer membrane. The record is from RefSeq and is a predicted model, not a curated record.
AUGUCGUCGACAUGGAUCGAUCAAGUCAGAUCAUCGCAUAAUCUGCAAUUGGCAGCUACAGCAGUCGCCUCUGGCUUGUUAGUGGGAAGUGCCAUCCUAGGACUUCAAAAGGCGAAGCAGCAACAUCGAGUUUCUGAUCUCAAAAGUUCAAUUCCUGAUCUUGACAAGGAUGAGAAUGUUGUAAAGAUUAACGAUUUCGGUGGUGCUAUGCAAGAUGCUUCGAGAUCGACGAAGGAGGAUGAGAGAAGUGCUGCUCUUGCUGCGAGGGCGCGUUUGGGAGAUUAUGAUGAAGAACUGAUCCUCGAACAAUUGGCUCGUAACCGUGUCUUCCUCACUGAUGACGGCUUGAAGAAGCUACGCAAUGCUUUCAUCAUCAUUGUUGGAGUCGGCGGUGUUGGCUCUCACGCCGCAGCCGCUCUUGCCAGAUCUGGAGCUGGAAAACUACGAAUCAUCGAUUUCGACCAAGUCACUCUUUCGUCCUUGAACAGACACGCUGUAGCCACACUCGCAGAUGUAGGAACACCAAAGGUUCACUGUUUGCGUAAGCGUCUGGAGCAAAUCACCCCCUGGACACACUUUGACUGCAGAAACGAACUCUUCGUCGGCUCAACAGCAGAAGCGCAAUUAGCCCCGUGGGCAGAUGGUCACAAGCCCGACUUUGUCAUUGAUGCCAUUGACAACAUCGACAGCAAAGUCGACUUGCUAGCUUACUGCCACAAGCACAACAUCAAAGUCAUUUCCUCCAUGGGCGCAGGUUGCAAAUCCGACCCAACCCGCGUCUUCCUCGGCGACAUCUCCACCAGCACAGACGAUCCUCUGUCCCGCUCUACAAGACGCAGACUACGUGCAAAGGGCGUCAAAGACGGCAUCCCAGUCGUCUUCUCCAGCGAAAAGACCGCACCUGGAAAAGCACAACUCCUACCUCUUUCCGACGAAGAACACGCAAAAGGCAGUGUAGGCGAACUCGGCGUCCUCCCAGAAUUCAGAGUCAGAAUCCUACCUGUUCUAGGCACCAUGCCAGCCAUCUUCGGUCUCUGCGUUGCAAAUCACGUCAUGCUGGCCAUCAGUGGCUACCCCCACGAAUACCUCCCUUCAAAGUCAAGAGACAAGAUGUACGACGGCAUCUUGGCCAGUCUGCAAGGCUCCGAAGAACGCGUAGCCCGCCACCUUUCCCAAGACCCCCUCGGUCUCCGCAUUCCCAUAACUGCAGAAGACGUCGGCUACGUGGUGGAAGAAGUCUACCGUGGACGUAGUGUCAUCUCUGGUCUAGCCAGCCGUCUCGCACUGACCCGCUGGCGAAAGCCCGAAGCUGGCUUUGUGGAUACGAGUAUUGCAGGGCAAAAGAGUUCGAAUAUCCAAAUCAAGGAUUUGGUGUGUAUGACAAAGGAUGAAGUUGUUCAGCAUGAGAAGUUGGUUCUUAAGGGAGACAAGACUCCUGAGGAGGUUUAUGAUGUCAAGGUUGUGAAGUUGGUGGAGGAGAGGAUGAAGGAGGAGGCAAAGUACCGCGAUUUGAGAUAG